AUGCCACCCGCCACACGGACUUCGGUUGUAGGAUCGAGGGUGCAAAAGACAACCCCUAACAAAAGCAUAUUUGAGAAGUUUAAGCUUAAUGAUGUGCUCUCAGACAAUGGAAGUUCCUCGAGUCUACAGCACGUUGACAUCUCCGCUAGUGAUCAAGAACAGCGCGAUGACACACCUAUGCAGUCUCCUGUGACGGACGCGCCUCCGCAGCCCUCUCCGGCCUUGCAAGGCGACAAAGGCGUGAUUGUUGCCAAGGAAAAGGAAUACUGUCUCGUCCGCUUUCCUCACUCGCUAAAACAUAUGGCUUACGAAGAUGCCAGUCUGCAAAAGAAGUACCGCGACAGCUUCGCCUCGAAGGUUCAAUCCGUGCUCACCACUGAUAAGUAUGGUAAGAGCAACUGGCGUACCUCAGAAAUAACUCUCGGUGAAUGUGAAGAGGGAGAGAACGGGGCGUAUAGGAUUUCCCGGACCAACGCAUUAAAAUUGUUGAAGCAGGGUCUGGAGGAGCACGAGAAGAAGGCCCGCACACUGGGUCCGUCUCAGGGCACUUCCGCGUUGCCCGCAGAGUCUCUGAAGACCCAACACGACAACGUCCAAGAUCUGACAGAACAGAACAAUGAUCAGAACGACGAAAUAACUAUGCUAUCUCCUGUAGUGGAGACGCCCCCGCAGCCAUCUCCGGCCGUACCAGGCGCGAGAGGCGCAAUACUCAGGAAGGAAAACAACAAUUGUCUCGUCUACUUUAGCAAUAAGCUAAAACACAUGGAUUACCAAAAGGCUAAGGAUGAACUCCACCAUGACAACGUCAAUAAAGACACUGCAAAACUCCACUGUAAAGAUGACGAGGUUGAUCUAAUAGCUUUGAAGACGAAGGAGGAGGAUGUCAGCGCGUUUUACUCAAAGAUCGAUUCCGUUUUUACCAGCCAGCGAUAUCAUCCCAAACGGCGCAGCACAGCAAUCAAGCUUAAAGGAGACGAAAGGGUGUACAUAUGGUCAGCCCAUAAGGCGUAA
Alternaria atra is the source of this 1011-nucleotide messenger RNA. RefSeq lists its product as uncharacterized. The coding region runs from base 1 to 1011 and encodes 336 amino acids. The transcript is spliced from 2 exons. The record is from RefSeq and is a predicted model, not a curated record. NCBI's taxonomy places the organism in Eukaryota, Fungi, Ascomycota, Dothideomycetes, Pleosporales, Pleosporaceae.